AAAAAUAAAAAGGUUAACAAAACAUUCAACAAACGUCGGUCAAAAAAAUAUUUAACAACAUUAGACCCAACGAUAUUAUUAAUUAUUCUAUCCAAUUUCGUUACCAAACGCGUUAUCGAUACCGUUCUGUUCGCUGUAAAAUAAUCAAAAUCUCAACAACAACCCAAUAUGUGCCAUACAAACGGCUCAUUGUCCCUCAUCUUAGUGGUGGCUUGAUAGCGCAAAGCCAGGACCAUAACAGAUCCGGCAGGUCGGUGUGAAUGUACUGCUCGGGUGUCCAACAAGAAUAAUAAUUCCACAGUUGAUGAUCGCAAUACGUUCGAAAUGGAAAUCGGAGAUCUUACGCUGGAGCAAGAACGGGCCGUAGACGAAUUCAUCCACACGAUCAAUCAUAUGCAUAAAUUACAAAACAAACCGCCCAUAGCACGGUCUUCUGCUUUCAAGUUUUUGGUAGCAAGGAAAUUUGAUGUUGCUAGAGCUGUACUGUUACACGAGCAGCAUGAAGAAACCAGGCUGCGCGAGGGUUUGUUCGGGUUUAAUUGUACUGUUGAACCAUUGAAAAGUGAAAUUAAAACUCAGAAAUUUACAAUUUUGCCAACAAGAGAUUCAACAGGUGCUGCUAUAGCUGUUUUUACAGCACGUUAUCAUGUGCCACAGUUUUCUUCUCAUCAAACUACUUUGCAGGGUAUUGUUUACCAACUGGAUAUUGCUCUUGAAAACGUCCAGACUCAAAAAUGUGGGUUGGUAUUCAUUUACGACAUGUCUGAUUCCAAGUAUUCAAAUUUUGAUUAUGAUUUGAGUCAAAAAAUCUUAACCUUACUUAAAGGUGGUUAUCCUGCCAAAUUGAAGAAAGUUCUGAUUGUCACAGCGCCGCUCUGGUUCAAAGCCCCAUUUAAAAUACUCAGGCUGUUCGUGCGAGAAAAGUUAAGGGAUCGUGUGUUCACGAUCAGCUUGCCUCAGUUGACCCAGCACAUACCCAGGGAAUCGCUGCCAAGGCAUUUGGGCGGCACGGUGGACGUCGAACACGAUAAAUGGUUGUCCUACUGCUUGAACUACAUGACGAACAGUGAUAAAUAUGGAAGUUCGGCUAUGUCCGACCACAUAUGCAAUUCGAACAGCGCGAAAAAGGACACCGGGCCAGAGACCAAAACGAACAAUCUGUUGAAAGAGAACAACGUCGUAAACGAAGAAAGCGCCGUCGUUAAUGACAACUUGUUGUCGGGGUGGACAUGCAACACGAUAAAUUCGAGAGAAGAAAUUUCUCCGAUGCCUCCGUCAUCUGUCAGUAGCGGGUUUUCGGACGACGACAGUUUGCGUUGUGAUUCUAGUCAAAGUUUAACUAUUAGUCAAUUUGUUGAAUACGUGUUGAAAAAGAAGAGGGCUGGUCUCAUCAGAGAAUAUGAAGAGAUAAAGACCCGUUCUUCCGACGGUACAUUCACCGUUGCCAAGGCCCGACCCAAUCUGCUGAAGAACCGUUACACGGAUGUGCUUUGCUACGAUCACACGAGGGUGAUGUUGGCGGAGUCGGACAAAGACCCGAUGUCCGAUUACAUUCAUGCCAAUUUCGUCGAUGGUUACAAACAGAAGAACGCGUUCAUCUCAACACAGGGCCCACUACCGCACACGUGUGCCGACUUCUGGCGCAUGGUCUGGGAACAGCAAGUGCUAGUCAUCGUCAUGACCACCAAAGUGUUCGAGUGUGGCAAGAUCAAGUGCGAACAGUACUGGCCACCUGACGAGACGUCCGACGACCAGACGUAUCAAAACUUCAAGGUGUCAACCACGUCUCUCAGUCAGUUCGACAAUUACGCCGUCACCCGAUUGGAAUUGACCAACACUAACACCAACGAGGUCAGGCAAGUAUCUCAUUUCCGUUUUAACUCGUGGCCGGAUUUCGGCGUACCACAUAGCGCUGUUGCCAUGUUGGAUUUCCUCGGUAAGGUCCGGAAAUGUCAAUCGUCCAUGUUACAAGACCUCGGUGACAAAUGGGCCGGACACCAGCGGGGGCCUCCGAUAAUCGUCCACUGUUCAGCUGGCAUCGGACGAACAGGAACGUUCUGCACACUGGACGUUUGCAUCAAUCGCUUGGAGGAGACCAGCACCGUGGACAUCAAAGGCGCGGUGGAAAAGAUUCGGUCGCAGCGGGCCUAUUCCAUCCAAACGCCCGAGCAGUACGUGUUCUGCCAUUUAGCUUUGAUCGAAUACGCGUCGGCCAGAGGUUUCCUCUCCUCGCCGCCGGACCUCAGCGACUUGAAACCACUCGAAGAUUCGGACUGAUCGACGACAGCAAUGAAAAUCGCGCAUCGGUCGGGCAAAGCAUUUAUCAAUACUUAUAUAGAAAUUUAAUAUUUAUAUAUAUAUAUAAAUAUAUACGUCUUGUGUAAAAAAAAGUAUGCGCAUACAAUAAAUUACGUGUGUGCAUACCUACACGUUAUAACACGCGUAGAUAAUCAGAAUCGGGAUGAGCGCGCCAAAUUAUUUAUACAUCAUAUUAUAUGUAUAUGGUCCGUUUGCGAUCGUUUUCUGACAUUAUACUUUUGUAUUCUUUUUUUGUUUUUCGUAAUUAUACUAUUAUAUAUAUAUAUAUAAUAUAUAUGUUUAACAAUAUCAUAUUAUAUUAAUCUGAAACGGAUCUAAUCAAUUCGUAUCGAUCUAAAGUUCAUAUUUUUUAAUCAAAAUAUUAUUUUUUUCCAUUUCGUCUAUACACGCGCAGCGACUUAAUUUGUUCGUUUGCCCCCCCCCCCUCGACCAUCUAAAAUGUCGGCGCAUUACAUAUUAUUAUUGUGUUAUGUAAACAAAAAUGUCAUGCGAUCGUACGCCUUUUACUCGAUACAUAACCAACUAUUGUCGUCAAAAAAGAAUAUAUUAUAAUUUAUUUUUGCAUACAUUAUACUAUUAUUAUUAUAUUGAUCAACAACUGUUUACACAUAUUUAAAAAAAAAUCCUAAUGCAGAAUGUCAUGUGACAUUGUGCAAACGGCUUUGUUAUAUCAUUAUUAUUGUGAACAAACUACCAAAUUUUUUGCUGACCAUUCCAUGUAUCUAACUUUUUUAAACAUAAACCUUAAAUUCGUUGUAAUAUAUUAUAUAUAAUUUAUAUAUAUAUAUAUAAUACAUAUUUAAUGUGAUAAUAAUUUUUGUCAAUCACGGUGAGGUACGAUAAGAUAAUAAAAUGAAUCAUUGUGCCACUGUAUUUCAUAAUGUGAUGCCCAAAAAGAAUUUUUUAUUACAAUCUAUAUGAUAUUAUUUAAAAUUUUGGUUGUAACUCUUGUAACAUAAUUAAAACCAUGCAUGUGAAUUAAUAAAGUUACAUGGACAAACA
Myzus persicae (green peach aphid) is the source of this 3321-nucleotide messenger RNA. It is a transcript of the gene Ptpmeg2, whose product is annotated as tyrosine-protein phosphatase non-receptor type 9. Gene Ontology annotation, molecular function: protein tyrosine phosphatase activity. Lineage: Eukaryota; Metazoa; Arthropoda; Insecta; Hemiptera; Aphididae. The transcript has 11 exons. Bases 325 to 2277 code for a protein of 650 amino acids. Gene Ontology annotation, biological process: protein dephosphorylation. The record is from RefSeq and is a predicted model, not a curated record.